GCAUCACCCGCCAUCCAUCCGCGGCCACGCCUCCGCUCGAAGCUUACGUCGUCCAGUGCACCUCGAUCCGGCCAGCACUCUGAUCGUGCUGUAGCGAGCGAUUUUGCGCGUGCAGGUGCGGUGUCUGAUCUAUGCUACGAGCAAUGACUCAUCUGCAUCGACCUCAUCAGCCAGCAUAUCUCGAUCGCCCAGCAGCAGCAACCGUCUGCGCCUCACGCGCCUCAGCCUCUAGGCCUCUCAGUCGAUCCUUUCCCACUUCGCUCACGCGCUCAAGUCGCGGAAGCAAUUUGCAGAGGGCACAGCUCACCGAAAUAGCGGAACAGUCUGACCAGCAGGCGAUCGACUGCGCAGGACGAGGUUCUCAUUCUAUAGUCCAGCAGUCGCAGCAGUCAAGAAGCAUAGAUUCGACUUCUGCUGCGACGCGCGCCUCGCAGACAAAUCAUCUCGCGGAAUUGCUGUUCAGCCCACAAAAACAUCGCGACGACGCCCGUGACGAUCAAAAAGUCACGCACAGCGCAGGCCCUUCCCACCGAUCGAUCAACACUUUGACGAGCGGGAUUGAGUUGACUGCUGCUGGAUGACUGCGUAAGCGCUUCAGCGCGGCAUCGUCUUCAAGGCAGCAGCCCGCGUACCCAAGACGGUCAUCGCGUCUGCGCUCAGCACACGCGCUCGGGAUAGCCCGAGGCGUGUUUGGUCGAUCAGUCAUACUUGAUUGGUGACUGCUUCUGCUGGUCCUGCUGCUGCACCUAUAGGUUCG
Ceraceosorus guamensis is the source of this 757-nucleotide messenger RNA. RefSeq lists its product as hypothetical. The record is from RefSeq and is a predicted model, not a curated record. The transcript has a single exon. NCBI's taxonomy places the organism in Eukaryota, Fungi, Basidiomycota, Exobasidiomycetes, Ceraceosorales, Ceraceosoraceae. The coding region runs from base 132 to 581 and encodes 149 amino acids.